Messenger RNA from Argentina anserina (silverweed cinquefoil), 897 nucleotides. Its product is annotated as glycine-rich cell wall structural protein-like. The record is from RefSeq and is a predicted model, not a curated record. Bases 1 to 897 code for a protein of 298 amino acids. The transcript has a single exon. Lineage: Eukaryota; Viridiplantae; Streptophyta; Magnoliopsida; Rosales; Rosaceae.
AUGAGGGUCAAUAUUUCAGCUGGCUGUGUUGUGUUGGCUCUCCUGUGUGUGCUUCUUGUGAGCGAUCUGGUUCUGCGUGAUGAAGAUCCGAAGGUUAGUGACGAUAAGCACUUGUUUUACAAGCGCCCACGCCCGCAUUUUGUUAAGGGAGGACGCUUCGGUGGAGGCAUUGGCGGGGGAGGUGGCCUAGGACAUGGGAUUUAUAGAAAGGGGUUUAAGCAUAGAAGAUUUCCUCGAGGCGGGCUUGGCGGCGGUAUAGGAGGCGGAGGUGGCUUUGGCGGUGGUGCAGGAGGUGGCUUAGGAGGUGGUGGUGGCCUUGGAGGCGGGGGUGGUCUAGGUGGAGGCGGUGGAGGUGGGUUAGGAGGUGGUGGAGGUCUAGGUGGUGGUGCAGGCGGUGGUUUAGGCGGAGGUGCUGGAGGAGGUAUAGGUGGAGGAGGUGGACUUGGACAUGGUGGCGGUUUAGGUGGUGGAGGUGGACUUGGCCACGGUGGGGGUCUAGGUGGUGGAGGUGGACUUGGCCACGGUGGGGGUGCUGGAGCUGGUGGUGGGUUUGGUGCAGGUGGGGGAACUGGAGGAGGUGGUGGGCUCGGUGGUGGUGGUGGACUUGGAGGUGGAGGUGGAGCCGGCGGUGGCGCUGGUGGAGGCUUUGGAGGUGGCGCAGGUGGCGGUGCUGGAGGAGGUGUUGGAGGUGGUGCUGGUGGAGGGGGAGGGUUUGGGGGCGGUGGAGGAGUUGGUGGUGGAGCAGGUGCGGGAGGAGGAUUUGGAGCUGGUGGCGGAGUAGGCGGGGGAGGAGGUCUCGGUGGCGGUGGAGGCGGUGGGUUCGGUGGAGGUGGCGGAGGUGGUUUUGGUGGUGGUGGAGGAGCUGGCUUCGGCGGUGGAGCUGGUGGCGGCAACUAG